GGAGCUGUCCUCUCAGCACCAUGGGACACACCUCUCUUCAACUGCGGAGGAAAGCAGGAAACCAGUAUGUGACUCUGUCGUCAAAUGAUUUCUGGACUGGGCUCUGUUAUUUUUCAGCAUCUGGAGAAUUCUGAACUAUGCAAACUUGUAAGAAGCCGUCCACAUCGCUGUUACGUGACUUGAGAGGAAGUACAUAUCUUCUCGAUCCUUUUCCGAGUCCACGGAUUUAAACACAACCACGGAUUUAACAUGAGCAUCAUAUCUUGGAAAUGUGUUUUUUAUUCUGUUGUUUUUAGUUUUCUUGUCAUAUUUUUGGACACAAGGACAGGUGCAACAUUGGAAGGUUCCGCUAUGGGACACCUAAGUCUACCAUACAGUCAGGAGCCUGAAAUGUUUCUACGCGUUGUUCGCGUAUCUGAUGUGAAGGUAUCUCGUGAAAGCCACACAGUUAUUUCUCGACAGAAAAGGAACAUCCUUUUCCCAAGUGGAGUCAAACUGUGCGCGCAAGAGACUGCUCAGCAGGUUGUUGCAAACCAUCUGAGCUACUUUCAUCUCAGAGUGUGCCAGGAGACCAUAUGGGAGGCUUUCAAGAUCUUCUGGGACCGCCUGCCAGAGCAAGAAGAGUACCAGAGCUGGAUGAGCCAGUGCCAGGAGGGUAAAGUCACGGCACAAGAUAUUGGCAGCUACUUCAGCCAAUCAGAUGAGCACCAGGCUCUGGUUAAAAAGAGAAUGUCUCUGCCAGGCUUGAAAAGUGAGCCCACCAGGCCCUGGCAGCAUAUGUGCAGCACACCAACGCCAGACACAUCAGAACCUGCUGAAGCUCCUGAGCUAGAAGACGAAGCUAAAGGAGAGGGGGAGGAGAGAGCAGCCACCAUCGUCCCAGAGGUGGAGAGUACACUGGACAAUGACAUUGCUGUGCAGCCUCCCACACCCACUGCUCUGGAGCAGGUGGUGGAGCUCAGCAUCCUCCUGACCGGUGAGAUGUACAGCGACGACCUCGAGGAUCCAGCCAGCCUCCAGUUCCAAUCACUCAGCAGACAGCUCGCUGAAAAGAUAGAGGAUGCUCUGGAGGGGCUCCCUGGAUUUAAAAGUGUGUCUGUCCUGGACUUCAGGCCCCAGAAGGACACCCAUGGACUGGAUGGUGUGAUAGUGGACUAUGCUGUCACAGUGGUGGUAGAUGGAGCAGGGGUGAGCACUGACCAGCUGGACUACCUGACCUUGCAGUCGAACCGAGUGGAGAACUCAUACCGUGAGGUCAAGGAGCUCCCCACAGUGGUGUACACCAUCAGCGAGGUCAAAAAGUUUGUCACUGAAGCCCUGCAUAACACCGAGCUGGAGAGUGUGUCUGAGGUCCCCGGGCCUGUCAACGAUGCAGACGGAGCCACGGUCAAUGUUGUUGGUGAGCCACAAGAGUCCACGAUCCUAGAAGAGGACACCAAAGAUGACGUCCUGCCUGAACCGUCUGAAACCAACGCAGUGGCAACGAUGGAAAAUGACGUGAUUGUUCUGGAGGAGAGUACUCUUGUAUCCCCUGGUCCUGCCCUGACCACCAGUGCACCUGCAGCUGACAGCAUUGAGGAGGAGGGUCUGCUGCUGGAGGACACUUUGCAGAGUCCUGCUCUUCCAUCAGAGGAGCUCCCAGCUGAACUUCCCUCCUCUGAGCUGCCAGAGGAAGUCACACUACCUGAACCAGCAGUGGAGAUCGAGGCUUCCGGCUCUGGAACGGUCAACCUGGAGGACCUGCUACGACCUGCUACAGCCAGAGAAGAAGAAGACGUCUCUCUUGAGGCAACUGCCUUGGAAGACGGACUGAUAACACAAGAUGUUGCUGUAGGUGUGGAUGCUAUAUCUGAAGCUGACACAAAGGAAGCGGGGCAGGAGCCUACUGCUGCAGGCAAGGUGAUUGUGGAAGAAAACAAUCCUGCUGAAGUUGUUGUGAAUGAGGCAGAGAUUCCACAGGCGCUGGAGAUCUCCACAAUUGCAACUGAGACCACAGAAGAAAUAGGCCUUCCUGCUGUAGUCCCACCUCCUGAGGCUGUAGAUGUAGCGAGUGAAGCAUCAGAGCCAGAGGCAGAAGAAACAGAUCUGCUUCCUGGUGGUGAAGACUUGCUGGAGGGGACGACUGAAGAUUUACACCUCCCAGUUGUCCCACCCGCAGAUGAGGAGGUAAACCCAGAAGAUGCAGCCAUAAAUGUGGUGUUUGCCAAUCCUGAACUAUCUGAAAAUGGCGAGGAACCUGUAUUUGAAGAUCGUGGCGUGGAGGAAGCAACGGAGAGCGAGGUGAGGGAAGACCCAGAAACACCCGAAGCUCCGGUUGUAGAAGCUCCUAAGAUCUCAACAGAAGAUCUCACAGAGGAUGAGAUCUUACUGGUGAACAAGGAUGAACCAGAACCAGCGAUAGAUUCUUUGAGCCCUGCCCAACCGACUGCCCUGUCUCCAGAGAGGGAGUCGCCUUUUACCCGUAUCUCUGACGUUAACCCUGCCUCUGAUGGGCACCCUGACAUUAUCAUCCCUUCACUGGUGGAGAUCUACACCUCUAAUGAGGGCUUGGAUGAUGCCACCAUUGGAGACCAGGACUAUGACGUGAUUCAUUAUGGUUAUGGUUUGACUAACCACACAGAGGAGGGAAGCACUGGAUUCCCCUUCGGUGUGGCACACGGCACAGACCAGGCCAGUAUCGCCAUGCCCGUGAACCCUGGACGAGCACUGAUGGUGUUCUUCAGCCUUAGGGUGACCAACAUGAUCUUCUCAGAGGAUCUCUUUAACAAGAGCUCCCCAGAGUACAAAGCUCUGGAGCAACGCUUUCUAGGACUUGUGCCCUACCUGCAGUCCAACCUGAGUCACUUUGAGAACCUGGAGAUCCUGAACUUCAGGAAUGGGAGCAUCGUGGUCAACAGCCGGAUGAAAUUUGGGAAACCUGUGCCUCGUGGCGUCACCACCACCGUCUAUCUGAUCCUGGAAGAUUUCUGUAACACAGCCUACCAGACCAUGAACCUGGCCAUUGAUAAGUACUCGCUGGAUGUCGAGUCGGGUGACCAGGCCGACCCCUGCAAGUUCCAGGCCUGUAAUGAGUAUGCGGAGUGUAAGGUGAACAAGUGGUCGGGGGAGGCAGAAUGUGUCUGUAACGCCGGGUACUUCAGCGUGGACGGCCUGCCCUGUCAGAGCAUCUGUGAGCUGCAGACUGACUUCUGCCUCAACGACGGCAAGUGUGACAUCAUCCCCGGCCAGGGAGCCAUCUGCAGGUGUCGCGUUGGGGAGAACUGGUGGUACCGAGGAGAACACUGUGAGGAGUACGUAUCUGAGCCACUGGUGGUCGGCAUAGCAAUCGCCUCUGUGGCUGGCUUCUUGCUGGUGGCGUCCGGGGUGAUCUUUUUCCUGGCCAGGACGUUACGGGAUCAGUAUGACAAGGAUGAGUCAGAGGACCCCAUAAGGCGAGCGGAGAGUCUCCCAUCUCUGGAGAGGGCGACUAAGUACAAUCCCAUGUAUGAGAGUGAGGCCACCACAGGCUAUAGCCACUACUACCGCCGCUAUCCUGAAGCUCCAGUCUACAGCAGUGCCAGCGCUGAGGCCUCCACUGACUUCAGCAGUGAGGAGAUACGACACAUCUAUGAGAACAGUGAACUGACCAAGGAGGAAAUCCAAGACAGGAUACGCAUCAUUGAGCUCUACGCUAAGGACCGGCAGUUUGCAGACUUUGUACGGCAGCAUCAAGCUGUCCUGGAUACCCGCAGAGAGAGCUCCUCUGCACAGACAUGAAUCUCUGCUGUGAACAACAAGAAACAUGGCUCAUGUUUUAAAAAAAGUGAAACUCCCUGUCAAGGCUUUCUUCUUCUUGGCCAUGGUUCUCCGAGCCUGGAUUGCCCUGUUUAAAAGGACUGUCAUUCAGUACACUGUUAUUUUUCUCUCUCUGCGUCUGCAUCUGUUCCUGCCUGUGUGGGCAGGGGUAUCUGCUGUUUUUCCUCCUUCCUCUGUGCCUUCUCUUGACUCGGUGAGCUGGCUGUUACAUCAAGGGACAUGUUUCACUGCUCACCUACUGGACACCUUCCUCUGGGGAAAGCUGGAUCACUAUCCUAUU
This is a messenger RNA of Lates calcarifer (barramundi perch), 4075 nucleotides long. It is a transcript of the gene impg2a, whose product is annotated as interphotoreceptor matrix proteoglycan 2a. The transcript has 22 exons. Gene Ontology annotation, molecular function: hyaluronic acid binding; heparin binding. The record is from RefSeq and is a predicted model, not a curated record. NCBI's taxonomy places the organism in Eukaryota, Metazoa, Chordata, Actinopteri, Centropomidae. Gene Ontology annotation, biological process: visual perception. Bases 250 to 3756 code for a protein of 1168 amino acids.